AACAACCAAGGACCAGAGGGAACCCACGAGUACAGGUUGGCACUGCUGCUCCGACUCCGAUUCUGCCUCCCCAGACUUCGUGACCUUAGGAGGCAUUCUAUCCAUGGACCUGAGGCCUAGAUUUUUCCGGGUUGGGGAAAGGAAGAAACUGAACUGUGGAAGCGAGCACUGCCCUCCUGAGCCCCUGUGCCCCAGGUCCUAACCCAUGGCGCCCAAGAAGAAGCGCGUGACGAGCUUAGGGCGCCGGCUGGGUGAAGGUGCAGAGCCGCAGGGGUCGGAACGCGCGCAGUACCUACAGCGCGAGUACACGUUGCUCUCGGAGCAGCUGGACGCCUGCGAGGGGCGCGUGGACCAGGUGCUCCAGGAAAACAUCUUCCUGGACCACGAGGCAGGGCGCUUGCGCGAAGAGAAUCGGUUUUACGCCAGUUUUGUAAACACACGCGCGCAGCGCUGUGCCAACGCCGUCCUGCGGCUAGACGAGCAGAACCGCGUGGAUCUGGGGCAGAUCCAUUGGGAGCGGUCAGAACUAGCGUCGCUGUACCAGGGGCGCGAGGAUGGGGUGCGUGCGCAGCUGCUGGAGAUGCAGGCGCGUGCAGCGCAGAUGGCGCAGCAGGUGCAGGAGCUGCAGCCUUACAAGGAGCUGCAGCUGGAGCAGCUGGCAAGGAUCCGGACGCUGGAGCGCGAGCUGCUGCACAUGCGCGUGGAGCACACGCAGCUGCUCCACCGCGUGAAGCGGCGCUUUCUGGAGGAAAAGGCAGCCUGCGAGCGUGAGGCUCGCCAGCGUGUGCAGUCUCUGGGCCGGCGCGCGGAGCGGGAGGCGACGCGCGCGCUCAUCACACAUACGCAGGCCAUCAAAGCGGACAAUGGGCGCCUGAGGCAGGAGCUGUUGCGGCUUCUCGGCAGGGCCCAGCUGCUGCACAAUAUGCGGCACCAGCUGCUUCAGCAGCGUGAGCAGCUGCGUCGUGAGCACGAGGAUACGCGGGACCUGGCGCGCGUGCACGGCUGGCUGCGCAGGGGCCCCGACGGCCCGCCGCUCUGGCAGCCGCCGGUCUCUUCCCAAACCACCUCGCGCCCAGAAUCAAACGCCGUCACCGCGAGGGGCCGGUCGCGCGGAGCCUCCCCAGCCACAUCGGUGGACUCGUCACGCGUAGCCUCCCAGCCCCCGUCCAUGUCCUGUGCGCUUUCUCGCGUAUCAUCGUUGGUCCCUUCGCUGGCCACUUCGAAGGCAGGGUUAGGGGCCUUUUCCCUAACAGUGACGCGCCGGGACUCCCGGGUUCCGUCCUUGACCCCGUCGCGCCCGGGCUCCCGGGUCUCGUCCUUGGUCCCGUCGCGUCCCAGUUCCCGGGUCGCAUCUCUGACCCUGUCGUCAGCGAGCUCCAGGACCUUGUCGCUGGCGAGGUCACAUGAGGGGUCUCGGAUCUCUACGCACUCCUCCUUGCCUGCGGCCUCACAGGACACUCUAACCUCAGCAAAGUUCAACCGCAAGCUUCCCUCCAGUCGGUUCCGGGACCCCCCUCCUCCCACCUCACAGUCGGAGAAUGCGGAUGCCGACGCGGCAUCCGCAGGCGCCGGGCGAGACUGAACCCACCUCGGGGAAGGACAUGGAGGCCACAGGGAGGACGCGCACUUGCUGCGUGCAGGUAUUAAUAAACGUGUGACCACACCCCCGCAUCUGCCUGGUCCACUGCUCUAGCGUUUCCAGCGGCCACAGGAGCCCCUCAUGAGUGUCUCUGAUUUCCAAGCUACAAGGGAGCUUGAUGCCU
Marmota monax (woodchuck) is the source of this 1763-nucleotide messenger RNA. It is a transcript of the gene Ccdc166, whose product is annotated as coiled-coil domain containing 166. Lineage: Eukaryota; Metazoa; Chordata; Mammalia; Rodentia; Sciuridae. The record is from RefSeq and is a predicted model, not a curated record. Bases 206 to 1582 code for a protein of 458 amino acids. The transcript has 2 exons.